Molecule: messenger RNA, 1736 nt
Organism: Girardinichthys multiradiatus
Lineage: Eukaryota; Metazoa; Chordata; Actinopteri; Cyprinodontiformes; Goodeidae
Product: ras-related protein Rab-39B-like
Exons: 4
Coding region: 325-966 (213 amino acids)
Biological process (GO): Rab protein signal transduction
Cellular component (GO): Golgi membrane
Molecular function (GO): GTPase activity; GTP binding
Source: RefSeq, a predicted model, not a curated record
GGAAGAGGUGUUCGUGCGUGAUGCCGCUACUGCUGUUACUGCUGGUGGUGGUGUUGUGUCCUGCUGCCAUUUCGGAUGAUCACACGGAAAUAUCAGCAGCUCCCAUCAUCAGCUGAUAUGCUUCCUCAGCAGCUAGAUUCUAUACUUUUUGCACCGUGAUGCUGGACGGGUGCAUGUGCUGCAUCUUAGGGGGUUAUUUCUGUAAGCUGCUGCAUCACAGCCACCGACAGCCUCAGGGGUCAUUUUCAGAAGACACAAUCUUCAACAUGGAGCUUGUUUUUCACAGCUGCUGAGCUCUGAAUCGAGAUUAAACUCACAUGAGUCAUGGAGACAAUAUGGCUUUACCAGUUCCGUCUGAUCGUCAUCGGUGACUCCACAGUGGGAAAGUCAUGUCUGAUCCGGAGGUUCACAGAGGGCCGCUUCGCCCAGGUGUCAGACCCCACUGUGGGGGUGGACUUCUUCUCUCGUCUGGUGGAGAUCGAACCGGGAAAAAGGAUCAAACUUCAGAUCUGGGACACUGCAGGACAAGAGAGGUUCAGGUCCAUCACCAGAGCCUACUACCGUAACUCCGUGGGCGGCCUCCUGCUCUUCGACAUCACCAGCCGCCGCUCCUUCCAGAACGUCCAUAACUGGCUGGAGGAGGCGCGGAGCCACGUCCAGCCGCACAGCAUCGUCUUCCUACUCGUCGGCCACAAGUGUGACCUGGAGGCCCAACGUCAGGUGACCCAGCACGAGGCGGAGAAGCUGGCAGGGGCCUAUGGGAUGCGUUAUGUGGAGACAUCGGCACGGGAUGCCAUUAAUGUGGAGAAGGCCUUCGUGGAUCUGACGAGGGAAAUCUUCGAGUUGGUCCGGAGUGGUGACAUCCAGAUGCAGGAUAACUGGGAAGGCGUAAAAAGCGGAUUUGUUCCCAACACAGUCCAUUCCUCCGAGGAGGUCACCAAAGGGAAUCGGCAGUGUUUCUGCUGAUGGAUGCAGCACCUGAGCCGGAAAGCGGUAUAAACAUAACCUCACCGGACUGAAGUUCUCUGCUUUAAGGCCAGCUUUUUGGGACUGUUAAUCACUUUAUUCCUACAUGUACAGCACUGUUAAAUCAUCCGUUUAACGCUAUGCUCAGAUUCCCGACAGGUGUAAAAGCACAAGAAGCCUCCUGACCCUUUAUCUUUCCGUCUGCAUGUAUACGUGUCUGUAGCUUUCAACAACACUGCAGCCACCUUUGGCCUUUUUCUCCAGCGAUAACUCCUGUGGCUGGUUAUGUUGUGGCCAGAGACUCAUACUGCCAGUUUGGUGUCCAUCUGCUCGUGUAUCCACAUAAAUUCAGUCUGGAUCGAGGAUACGAAGACUGAGCCUCAUCACUCCGCUAUCCAUAUCAGAGGAAGCAGAAGAAAAUGUUGUCACUGUCCAAGUGGACACCUGCGCUAUAAAUAUGACAAGCUUUAUACAUGGUGAGAAGAAACAGGACAAUAGAAGCAACCAACCAAGCCAACAGCUGAGAUGUUACCAUUAGUUUGCCUCUAACCACUGUUGGGAAUAGUCUGUCAGAAGUAAAAUCUUCUAUAGCUGCUCACUGACUGCCUUUAAGACUAGUUAAUAGGAAGAGUAUAAUUAGGAUAAUUUUCCUACUUAUGUUUCUGGUUGACCUACUGAUAAGAGUGUAUGCAUUUGUGUGGAUGCAUUUUAAAAAGUUGUAGCUUCAUGUAGUGCAUCUCUGUAAUUUAUAAAAUAUACCUUCCAUGCUA